Molecule: messenger RNA, 5049 nt
Organism: Pangasianodon hypophthalmus (striped catfish)
Lineage: Eukaryota; Metazoa; Chordata; Actinopteri; Siluriformes; Pangasiidae
Gene: clcf1
Product: cardiotrophin-like cytokine factor 1
Exons: 3
Coding region: 348-1640 (430 amino acids)
Source: RefSeq, a predicted model, not a curated record
CACUCAUUCACUCACUCACUCAUUCAGAGUCUGUCCGUCAGACUCAAGCCGGACACGCGCAAGCCGGACACGCGCAGAGCGGACACGCGCAGAGCGGACACGCGGAAUCGCAUCGGUGCUACUAAAGCCGCUCAUCCUCUCUUUAUAGACUGUCGCGGAGUUGUAAAAGAGUCUCUCCGUGGAGGAGUGUGUGUGUGUGUGUGUGUGUGUGUGUAUGUGUGUGCGCGUGUCCGACAGUCUGGAGGAGUAACGGAAGAGCGUUAAUCCGUUUCAAAAAAAGUUUCAUAAACUUUACAACACAAGGCGAAGGGAAGGAAAUAAAGUUCAUAUCAGAUAAAAUUAGGAAAAUGAUGCGCCAGGAAGUCCAUCAGGCUCACCUCGUGCUGCUGUUGGCCGCCGCUGUGGGGUGUGUUCAGGUGCAGGACCACGCGCUGAUGUUGUCCAACGAGAGGAGCACGAUAGAGAGAACGUACGAGCUGACCAAAUACCUGAACCACCAGCUGAAGGAAAUUAAAGACACUUACCUCUCGUAUCUCGGUCCUCCAUUCAGUGACCCAGGCUUCUCCCCGCCGAGGCCCAACAUCUCGUCCCUGGCGGUUCCCAGUGCAGCCACGCGGGAGGACCUGUGGCGUGGUCUUGAGAACGGCGCCCGUCUGGCGCAGAACCAGCGAGCCUACAGUGUGCUGCUGUGUGCUGUGCGUGAGCUGGCACGCUCCACGCUGUGUCCAUACCUCCAAAGCUCGCUCCUUCACUUCUGCUCCGGCCUCAGUGGACUCCUGGGUUCCAUCUCAGGGCUGAUGAACGCCCUGGGCUACACCCCGCCCCUGCACGGCAACGCUCCGCCUUCUCAGAAAUACACGCCGCUGUUGUCUUCGCCGUAUCAGCGGGCAAACGCGAACGGCCCUGCCCCUUUGAGGAACCAUGCGUCUCGGGUUCAGAGUGGCCUGGGAGGAACGAGGGACGGUACAGCUGGAUAUGAAACCGAGAGGAAGAGGGAUAGAGAAAGGGAGAGGGCUGAGCGAGGGAGGAGAGGGAGGCGGAGAGAGGGGGAGAGCUGGGCGGAGAGAGAAGAGGAGGAGCGGGAGGAAGGUCUGGAGAGGUGGAGGAGGAGGAGAAGACUGCUGACUGUUGAAGAUGAGGAUGACGGUAAACAAACAAGCCGCAGCUACGAUCCAAACAGCAACAACAAUAACAACAUGAACAACACCCACACAAGUUCCACGCACUAUUUCAGCAAAUAUGGCAAAGGCAAACACUUUAACAUCAACAGCACAGGCAGCGAUGCCCAGCUUCCCACGGAAACGGAGAGAGAACGAAGGAUAAGCAGAGACGAAGAGGCAGACGAGUUCCAACCGGAUGUUCCUGUCCUCUUUUCCUCUCCGUCCCUCCAUUCUGGGCGCUCUGGACACCCCAUAUCCUCUCCCCACCCACCGCUCUCUCCCCUCUCCCUCCUUUAUACAUACGAAGACGGGGUCACUGAGGUCGACUCGCACUUGAGCAUGGCCGCUCCCUCGCCACGCCCUGCCCUCAACGACUUCACACGGAAAGUGGAGGGAUUCUGGGUACUCAGAGAGCUGCAGAGUUGGCUGUUUAGAUCAGCCAAGGACUUCACCAGACUGAAGAAGCGACUCCGUGUCUGAGUGUCUGACUAUGUGUGUGCGCGCGUGUGCGUGUGUGUGUGAGUGAGUGAGUAAGUGAAAGUUCUUGGAGAAAGGAACUCAAAAGGACUCACACUUUGCACUUGCAUGGAAAAAGCGAACUCAUCCUGACAAAAUAAAAGAAGACACAAGGAGAGACAGACAGGCUUUUCAGAGCGAGAGGCGAGUCAGCAGCUUAAGGAACGUGAAUCACAUUUCCGUCUUUUUGAGAUGGAUGAAAGGAAGACAUGAAGCGGAAAUAAAGGGCAGAAAAGUGUCUGCUGUCUCAUAAACUGACUCAGCACAUGGUGACUUGUGAUUACUGAGUGCUUUUAUGCUCACACACACUGUCACACUUCUCAUAAUGGGCUGUGUCAUGCGUCUUUGUAACCACUACAGUAUGUGAUCUUCCACUUACUGCCAUAUUGGGCCUUUUUCCACUGCAAGCGUCUGAACCGUUGACACCAGAAAGCAAUACAGGUCUUUAUUUUUUCAUUGACCACUGCUCAAGAUUGGUACCAAGAAUAGGGUCGGGUUAGCAGUUCGUUACUCCUAACUACUUGUGCAUAGAAUAACACAACUCAGAUUAAAGAACACAGAAUCGUCUAAAUUUGAUCCAUAAAACUUUCUUUGAAGACUAUCUAUAUCUAUACAAUGACCUGUGAAUAUAUUCAUAACAUGUUAUGAUGCAUUAAUAAAUCAUUAUACUCAUUGUUAUAUAUUCAAUUAUUUAUGAAAAGCCAUUACAGUUUAUAGCCAUAGUAAUAAUGCAUUUAUUAAUUGUUAUUAGAAUUCAGAGAAGUUCAGUCCCAGUUUUCUUAGUGCAUUAUGUUCGGUUUUUUAAUCAACAGCAUUUCCAGUGUUUCAUUUCACACAAUAUAUAGAUAUAAAGCACUAAAUUAAAAAAAAAAGUUGAAAAGUCUUUUUUAUUUAUUAAAGAAAAGGUAUGCCUGGCUUUCUUUGAUAUUAGUGUUAAAUUACUAUAGCAAUGCCUUACGAAUGCAUUAUAACAUGAUAUGAAUGUGUUCAAAGAUCAUAAAUAUAUAAAUAUGAUCUCCAUAGAAAGUUACCCACUAAACUAUAUCAUUGCUUGUUACUGGUAUUUACAGAAAUGUUACAUUAACAUGACAUAACUGAUGUUAUAUUUCACACAUUUUUCAAUUUUCAAGUGAUUUUUACAAACGAAUCUUUUUUUUUUUUUGUUCAUUUUUCCAUGGUGAAAUGCACCUUCACAUGUUUUUCCCCCACAUGUAAUCACAUAUUACUCACAUGAUCACACGUGGGAAACGUUUGAUCCUGUGCAAAAUGCAUGUGAUUUUUUUUCCCCUCAAAAGGGAAGCUUUAUUACUUACCUUUCGUCUGGAAUGCAAAUCUUUGUGUGUCUUUAAUACUUAUUUAAGCCUCAUAAAAGAACCUUAAAGAUGGCAGGUGUAAACGAAUUUUUAAAGAUACCGCAUAUUCACUUUCCCAGAUGGAAGACAUAAUAAAGGUACAGAAGACAAGCAGUGACAAGCAACGGUACAGUUUAGUACCAUUUUUUCUGAGAGUCGUUGUUGCUGGUGGGAGCCUCAAUAGCAACAUUGUGCUGUUUUAUUUCUCAACCUUUUAUUUCUCAAAAAAACGUGUCAGCACAGUGCAUUUACAGUUUAAACGCAGCACAAAUGAACAGAAACACUUUCAUUUUCAAAUCAUAUCUGAUGCCAACUUUAGUGGGUUUUAGUGAGUUGAUAACAUCCUUACAAUUAUUUUUUGUCUGCUGACAAAAUGGAAUUCGUCAUGGAGACUUUUCAUCAGUCAUUUUGCUGGUUAAAUAAAUGUAUGAUCAGAUAAAGGAAAAAUAAUGUUAAUCCAAACUUUUCUUCCAUGUUGGACUUUACAGAAGUGUUUUUACACUUUCUUUCUUUCUUUUCUUUUUUUGUAUACUGCAGUUACUUUUACUGUCAUCACUGUGACAUCACAUACUGUAAAAAAAAAAAAAAAAAAAAAGAUUAGCUAGAACCUCAGCGCUCUUGGAUCAUGUUUGGGCAGUUUUUGUUUUUAGGUUUUUAAGAUGUGCAGUGGAAAAAGGCCCAUUGUUGGUGUUCAUAAGUGCUUUGUGUGUGUGUGUGUGUGUGUGUGUGUGUGUGUGUGUGUGUGUGUGUGUGUGUGUCGCACUGAGGUGGCACUAAAAGGAAGCACAUCCACAAAUGGACCAGGAAUCCUUUUUCACAUGCAAAGUGACAUUGCUUUAUAUUUGUAUAUUUUGAUAUUGUAAAAAAAUAUUCUGUAAUAUUUAUUAAAGGGUUUAUUUAUUAUUCUUUGGUACGAUUUGAUUAAAUGAAAUCAAGUGGCGUGAUUAAAUCCUGGUUUGAAGUGCUUUUCCUCUGGCUGCCCUGUUUGUGUGAACGAGGUCUCAUGGCUCGAGGGGAAAGCAGGCUGACUCGGAGGAUACAGAGUUUUAUUAGUCUGUCUAAAUGAAAUUUAUGGCCAGUCUUUCAUCUAACACCACAGCCUCUCAUCUAUGUCUCAUCUCUUCCCCUCAAUCUGUCUCUCUCACGCCUCUCCUUUUUCCCCUCACACUCACCUACUGUCUCGCUCUCACACUCGCACACACGCAAUAAACACAAGGUACGCAUGAACGGUUAAGGUAACGAAUGCAACCUUACAUUCAUGUGCUAUAAACACUGUGGCCACACACACACACACACACACACACACGCACACACACACAUACACACACAUGAAUGAAGCGGCGCACCCUCCAGUCUGUGUUUGGGGAAAAAGUAAAGAAUCAGUGGGAACUUUUCUCAUCCCUUCAAGCUACACACCUGCAUGUGGCCAGUUGUGAAACCACACCCAACACACUGCACACACACACACACACACACACACAUGCACACACACACGCACAAACAUAUACACACAUGCAUACACACACGCACACAAGACCUUUGUUUUAUAAAAUUAUUUCUAAAGACAGGAUAUAGUUAAUGAGGUUCAUACAGGAUGUGUGUGUGUGUGUGUGUGUGUGUGUGUCUGACGGUUUAAACACGACCCUAACCUUAACCUCUUUGUUUUAUCUGAUUAGGUUUUUAGCGUUUUUGAUGAGAAUUUGGUCUCUCUCUCUCUCACACACACACCCUCACAAACAGUACUUUAUUGUAACCUUUGUGUGUUGUUUCUACAUACUUGUGUAUUAUUUUAGCUUAAUGAUACUUAAACCUGACCUCAAACCCUUACCUCAGUAACCCUUAACUUCCUGUAAACCUUAUUUAUUUAUUACCCAAAUCUCAGCCACCCUGCAAAAAAAAAAAAAUUCAUAUCCUGUCUGAAAUAAAAAUAUUUUUUUUAUUUUCUAAUCAUGAAACUAUCUGACUUUGCCCAAACUGUGGCUAGCUUCCACGGCCUUCUUUCAUUUUUUAAAAGUUCCUGC